Molecule: messenger RNA, 1455 nt
Organism: Nyctereutes procyonoides (raccoon dog)
Lineage: Eukaryota; Metazoa; Chordata; Mammalia; Carnivora; Canidae
Gene: LORICRIN
Product: loricrin cornified envelope precursor protein
Exons: 2
Coding region: 116-1330 (404 amino acids)
Cellular component (GO): cornified envelope
Molecular function (GO): structural constituent of skin epidermis
Source: RefSeq, a predicted model, not a curated record
GAGUCAGGGCUCAGUGUAUAAAACCUUGGGAGCUCCAGUGCUGCUCACAGAAGCCAGCAUCUCCUCUCCACACUCAGCCCCUUGUGCUUCAGGGCGCCCUUCCUGCUUAAACAAGAUGUCUCACCAGAAAAAGCAGCCCACCCCCAUGCCUCCAGUGGGCUUCGGGAAGACCUCCGGUGGUGGCGGCGGCGGCGGCGGCUCCGGUGGCUGCGGCGGCGGCGGCGGCGGCGGCGGUUCUGGCUGUGGAGGCUACUCCGGGGGCGGAGGCUGCUCCGGAGGCGGCGGAGGCGGCGGAGGAGGCUCCGGAGGCUGCGGAGGAGGUUCCGGUGGGAGCGUCAAGUACUCCGGGGGCGGAGGCUGUUCCGGGGGCGGCGGCGGCUCCGGCUGCGGAGGCUACUCCGGGGGCGGCGGCGGCGGCGGCUGCGGAGGCUACUCCGGGGGCGGCGGCGGCUCCGGCUGCGGAGGCUACUCCGGGGGCGGCGGCGGCUCCGGCUGCGGUGGCGGCGGCUCCGGAGGAGGUUCGGGUGGGAGCACCAAGUACUCCGGGGGCGGCGGCGGCUCCGGCUGCGGAGGCUACUCUGGGGGCGGAGGCGGCGGCGGCUCCGGCUGCGGAGGCUACUCCGGGGGCGGCGGCGGCUCCGGCUGCGGCGGCGGCUCCGGGGGCGGCGGCGGCUCCGGCUGCGGAGGCUACUCCGGAGGCGGCGGCGGCGGGGGCUCCGGCCAGCAGGUCCAGUGCCAGAGCUACGGAGGUGUGUCCGGCGGCGGCUCCAGCGGCGGCUCCGGCUGCGGCGGCGGCGGCUCCGGGGGCGGCGGCGGCUCCGGCUGCGGCGGCGGCUCCGGGGGCGGCGGCUCCGGCUGCGGAGGCUACUCCGGCGGCGGCGGCGGCGGCGGCAGCGGCUCCGGCCAGCAGGUCCAGUGCCAGAGCUACGGAGGUGUGUCCAGCGGCGGCUCCGGCUGCGGCGGGGGCUCCUCCGGGGGCGGCUCCGGCUACUUCUCGUCGCAGCAGACCACCCAGACCUCGUGCACGCCCCAGCAGAGCUACGGAGGCGGCUCCUCCGGGGGCGGCGGCGGCUGCUUCUCCAGUGGUGGGGGCGGCGGCGGCGGCUGCGGCGGCGGCUCCUCCGGGUCCGGGGGCGGCGGCGGCUGCUUCUCCAGUUGUGGGGGUGGCGGCGGCGGCGGCGGCGGCUGCGGCGGCGGCUCCUCCGGGUCCGGGGGCGGCGGGGGCUGCUUCUCCAGUGGUGGGAGCAGCGGUUCCUCCGGGGGUGGCAAGGGCGUCCCGGUAUGCCACCAGACCCAGCAGAAGCAGGCGCCUACCUGGCCAGCCAAGUAAGGCCGGUGGGAAGCCAUGGAGAAGAAAGAGCUGGAGGUGUUCUCCGUGGGCGCCAGUGGGUUUAGCGCUCUCACGAUAUUGCCCUGAGGUUCCCAAAUCCUUCAGGUGUUAACACCGGAGCCAUU